Molecule: messenger RNA, 3218 nt
Organism: Megalobrama amblycephala (Wuchang bream)
Lineage: Eukaryota; Metazoa; Chordata; Actinopteri; Cypriniformes; Xenocyprididae
Gene: tbc1d10ab
Product: TBC1 domain family, member 10Ab
Exons: 9
Coding region: 839-2287 (482 amino acids)
Source: RefSeq, a predicted model, not a curated record
GUAUAUAAAUUACAAUAAAUUGCUGUUUCUUAUGUACCAAACACCACGUAUAAAUAUCUACAUGUUAAAACCUGUGUAUAUUAGUCAAAUCAAUAGAGUUAGUUAAUUAUGGUUGAUGUAAAUAAUACUGCAUUGUCCGCGCGCUGUACUGCGCAUAAUCAGCCACGCCUCCUUAAAGCUCGCGACUUUAGCUCAAGCCAUUCAGUCAGUCACAUACAAACGCUCAUAAACACAGAUUAUAUGAAAUAAGAUUAAAACGAUUGCGUCAGAAACAUUAUACAAACGCUGACUUUCCAUCACAGUGAGUCUGAGUUUUAUUCGUUUAUACGGAGAGUUGUCAAGGCGUGUGUUUUUUUACGUCAGGUUAGCUUGUUAGCUUAUAACUAUUACAUUUGUGGUUUGUUUAAGAGUCUGACAAAAUACAAAAAUUAACUUAUAUUCAGUCGAGUUCCAGUUUGUUUCAGCCAUAAUAAACUAGCGCUAGACAUUCCUCAGACAGAGAGAUAUUAUUACUUUGCUAUGCUAAUUUAGUGCAUUCAUUUAUAAUAUGUCUUUAUGCAUGUGUCUUCUGUGAAACUCGCUUACAGAUAUAGCUUGUACAUAUCCACAAUGGCCUGUCAGGGUCAGAUAAACCUCAGUUUUACUUUACUUUAAUGUCUCUACCAUCAGAUAUGCCGUAUCGUUAGUGUGACUGGAGGCUGUGAGGCUCAAAUCUCAGUGUGUUGAUAGUUUGAGGCGGUUGACAGGAGGAAAUCCACUAUUUGUAUGUCAAAAGACAUUUUAUUCUUGCCUGAGCCAAAAGCAAGUUCAUUUGUCGCGUUUGGAGCGCAUAUUCAUCAUGGCUAAGCUUCAGUCGGUGAACGGAGUGCAGUGGAAGGACAACAAGAGUCAGCGGGGCACGGUGGAGAAUCUGGCCGAGCACGAGAGCUCUUCUCUGGGCUCAAACACUGAGCUCAACGGCUUCGCCAACACCGAGAUCCAGACCGACAGAUAUGGAUUCAUAGGAGGAGCUCAACAGAGCGCAGGAGAAAAUGAUGAUAUUCCUCCAGACGUGCUCCGGCAGAGAGAAGCCAAAUGGCUGGAUAUGCUCAACAGUUGGGACAAGUGGAUGGCCAAAAAACACAAGAAGGUGAAGGUGCGUUGUCAGAAGGGCAUCCCUCCAUCACUCAGAGGUCGUGCGUGGCUUUAUCUUUCUGGAGGCAAAGUGAAGAAAGAACAGAAUCAGAGCAAAUUUCAGGAGUUGGACAGUCAACCUGGAGAUCCUAAAUGGCUGGAUGUAAUAGAGAAAGACCUCCACAGACAGUUUCCAUUCCACGAGAUGUUUGUAGCUCGAGGCGGCCACGGGCAGCAGGAUCUGUUCCGGGUGUUGAAGGCGUACACACUGCACAGACCGGAGGAGGGUUACUGUCAGGCUCAGGCCCCUAUAGCUGCAGUGCUGCUCAUGCACAUGCCUGCUGAGGAUGCUUUCUGGGGUCUGGUCCAGAUCUGUGAGAAGUAUUUGCCCGGAUACUACAGCGCAGGCCUGGAGGCCAUCCAGUUAGACGGCGAGAUCCUGUUUGCUCUGCUCAAGCGCGUGUCCCCGGUGGCCCACCGGCAUCUGAAGAAACACAAGAUUGACCCUAUCCUCUACAUGACAGAGUGGUUCAUGUGUGCCUUCUCUAGAACGCUGCCCUGGGCCUCUGUGCUGCGUGUGUGGGACAUGUUCUUCUGUGAGGGAGUGAAGAUCAUCUUCCGUGUGGGUCUGGUGCUGCUGAAGUGCAUGCUGGGAUCUCAAGAGAAACUGAAGGCGUGUCAGGGCCAGUAUGAGACAAUGGAGCUGCUCAGAUCUAUUGAGCCACGAUACAUGCAUGAGACUUUCCUAGUGCAAGAGGUCAUUGAAUUGCCCGUGUCUGAGCGAGACAUAGAGAAGGAGCACCUCUCUCAGCUCCGGCGCUGGAAGGAGACUCACGGAGAGCUGCACUGUAAAUCCCCUCCCAGAAUGCACGGCGCCAAAGCCAUCAUGGCCGCUGAGCCGCCCAGUCGCCAAGACCUCAAACAAAACCCCACAAUCAUCGUCGAAGUACCACAGGCCACCGAGAGCCAGGCGGAGAAAGGGAAAAAAGUCAAGAAGAGCAAAACAGAGAAGAAAAAAGACACUAAUAACACCUCGCCUCCCCUUAAUCCGUACCCGUUACCCAGUGACCCAACAUUACCGAGCGACAACCUGUCGCAGCACCUGCAAAAAGACGCGCCCCUGCAGAGCUCCAGUCAGAGUCUUAGUAGCGCAGAGCACGACACCUACCUGUAAAGCGCUGGAAGAGGGACGCCAGUGCAGACAGCUAAAUGUUCACUGUGCUAAAACAUCUGACAUCAGUCCGCUCCUGCCUCCCCACUCUCAGGAUUUUGCAUCAAAGGGAAGUUCAUGUAACACAACCGGACCAAAAAGUACUUGUGGGAGUCAUAAUCGCAUGGGAGAACCUUAUUACAGAGGAUUAUUACAAACUUUACAUCAUGAGCUUUAAUGUGUGUUUACACGAUUAUAUGUGUAUGUGCAUGUUUGAAAAUGAAGGACAAAUAGUCAAAAGCAACUCUCGGAUCUCUAAAUGAAGCGUUAAUGAGCUGCGCUGGAUGCAGAUGUUCUCAUGCUGUUUAAACUAGUUAUGGUUUCUGCUAGUAAGUACAGAGAACACACUGUAGUGGGAUGCAAGUACAUUUCCUCCAUCUUCCUCAGGAGAUUACAUUUGUCUGUUUUUGUACUUAAAAUGAACACUCAAAAUAUUUAGCCCUAUUUGAAUUGCAUAUAAAAUGACAGUUUUAACAUAAAUUAGCUAAUAAACUUAAUAUGAUGCUCAAAUGAAAUGGGAUUUCUGUAAUAGUUCUAAUAAACUGAAUGUUUUUUAAUAUAUUUAUCAUCAGUCCAAUUAGAUUCAAUCUCAUUCAUUUGAAUUGACUCAGUAUUGCUUGUUCACAGUGAACAGAUUUAUGCUCAUUCUAAGCAAUUUGGAUGAAUACAAUUUGAAAAUAUUUAAAUAAAAUCAAAUUGAUGCAAACAGUUAAUAAUAAACUAUGCCAUGAUUUUAUGAAAUAUUACCUGUUUCUUACCUGCUCAAUUUAUGUAUGACAGUCAAAUAUUCAUCACAUUAAGUUUAUUAGUUUUUAACUGUGUAAUCCAAAUGGAUGGAAAUUUUAUAUGCAAUUCAAAUACAUAAAUCUUAAAUUUAGGCCUAAUUUUUUUUUUU